Messenger RNA from Trematomus bernacchii (emerald rockcod), 3084 nucleotides. Its product is annotated as microtubule-associated protein 1S-like. Gene Ontology annotation, biological process: axonogenesis; microtubule cytoskeleton organization; regulation of microtubule depolymerization. The record is from RefSeq and is a predicted model, not a curated record. Lineage: Eukaryota; Metazoa; Chordata; Actinopteri; Perciformes; Nototheniidae. Gene Ontology annotation, cellular component: cytosol; synapse; dendrite. Gene Ontology annotation, molecular function: actin binding; microtubule binding.
CAGGUGACCCUGAUCCCGACCUUUGAUUCGCUGGCGAUGCACGAGUGGUACCAGGAGACCCACGAGCGGCAGAGGGAGCUGAGCAUCACCGUGUUGGGCAGCAACAGCACGGUCGCCAUGCAGGAGGAGACCUUCCCCGCCUGCAAGGUCGAGUUCUGAGACUCCCGUCUGUCGCCAUGGUUACAUCCUGACCAAUCAGAGGAGCCUCGGAGCCUCUGAGCCCCGCCCCCCUUUUUCUGUUGAGCAUGCUCAGUCCAGAGUCCUGCACCGGGGGCCAAAACUGCAGCAGUAACAAAACAUUUCAAAUUCAGCCGAGGGGAGAUUUGCUUUGAUACCCCGCCAAAAUAAAGGAGAUCUUGGCGUCAGGUUGAGUUUAAUAAUAAGCUAAUAAAACUUAAUGUAGCAUGAAGUUGAGUUUGUUUUUAAAAUCCAUUAAUUAUGUUUUUGACCGGUUAUAAAAGUUUCUGAGGUUUCCCGACCCGCUGCAGGACUCUGGCUUAUUUCACACACUCUUAUUUUGAAGGGCGUUGCAACAGGAAGACAAGGUUUUGGGACUUCUCUUUUACAUUUCCUGCACCUGUGUGACAUCCCUGCACGGGUCACUUCCUGUCACUUCCUGUCACUUCCUGUCUCUCUGCUGGAUCAGGACAUUAGCACGUUAGCUAAAAGGCUAACGUCUCCAUGUGGCUUCAUUUUAUAAAAGCAGUUUUUAUUUCUUACUCUGACUUCUGGAUUCAAAUUUUAACUGUUAUAAUAAGCUCGGAACAUUUAGCACAGACAAUAAACAAUACCGUAUUCAGCUGAGUCAAUAAAAUUAAAAAGAUCAUUUGUAAUUUACAUUUAUUUAAAUCCAAAAAGUCCAAAAUAAAUUGCUGAGAUGUUUAUAUUGCAUUUACACAAUCUUUAUUCCGUCCUUAUAAUAAGAUUGUUAUUCCUUAGUUGCCUUUAUCGCACAAUUAUGCAAUUUUAUGUCAUAGUUAUGCACUCUUUAUCUUAGCCUACGAUAUCUUUAUCUGAUAUUUUGUGUAUCUGAGAGUUAGUGACGAGAUGUCUGCAGAGUAUCUCCUCGUUAGUGACGCGAUGUCUGCAGAGUAUCUCCUCGUUAGUGACGCGAUGUCUGCAGUGUAUCUCCUCGUUAGUGACGCGAUGUCUGCAGAGUAUCUCCUCGUUAGUGAUGCGAUGUCUGCAGAGUAUCUCCUCGUUAGUGACGCGAUGUCUGCAGAGUAUCUCCUCGUUAGUGAUGCGAUGUCUGCAGAGUAUCUCCUCGUUAGUGACGCGAUGUCUGCAGUGUAUCUCCUCGUUAGUGACGCGAUGUCUGCAGAGUAUCUCCUCGUUAGUGACGCGAUGUCUGCAGUGUAUCUCCUCGUUAGUGACGCGAUGUCUGCAGUGUAUCUCCUCGUUAGUGACGCGAUGUCUGCAGUGUAUCUCCUCGUUAGUGACGCGAUGUCUGCUGUGUAUCUCCUCGUUAGUGACGCGAUGUCUGCAGAGUAUCUCCUCGUUAGUGACGCGAUGUCUGCAGUGUAUCUCCUCGUUAGUGACGCGAUGUCUGCAGUGUAUCUCCUCGUUAGUGACGCGAUGUCUGCAGGGUAUCUCCUCGUUAGUGACGCGAUGUCUGCAGUGUAUCUCCUCGUUAGUGACGCGAUGUCUGCAGUGUAUCUCCUCGUUAGUGACGCGAUGUCUGCAGAGUAUCUCCUCGUUAGUGACGCGAUGUCUGCAGUGUAUCUCCUCGUUAGUGACGCGAUGUCUGCAGAGUAUCUCCUCGUUAGUGACGCGAUGUCUGCAGAGUAUCUCCUCGUUAGUGUCAGUGAGGUAACUGUUAAUAAAGUUCUGAUCCAGCAGAGUUUGAAUGUCCUCACGACGUUUGGGACCACACGUUGCCUUUAAACAGAUUUCUGUUUUAAAACACGACUGCAUGCUAAGGUAUCACGAGUUUCACUUUCUCAGCAGCAGACUACAUUACCCAUGAGCCUCGGCUGUUCUGUGCACAGCUGCUGAUCCACAAUCUAAAAGUAAAUGUUGACAUUUCUGAAUUGAUCCAACGAGUUAAUCUGCCUGGUAACAGAGAGUGAAGCCCUCUGAUUGGAUGUUUCUUAGCUUGAUGGGAGUUGUAGUUCUUUUCCAGACGGUUAAAUGGGGAAACAUUAUAUUAAUAAGUGUUAAAUGUGUUAUUUCGAACCACAAAUAUAAAACUUGACCGUCAUUUUAUUAAUUUCAAUUUCUGCCAAUGGGCUCUAAAAAAAACAAACACAUUUCAAUCUUUAACUUAUUUAUUUAUUUUAAUUUCUUUCCUUUCUACAAAUGUCUCGCCUGCAUUUUGAUCCCGAGUCUGAACUCUGGUACGAGCUCGAGCUUCAUUAUUCGCUUAAAUUUAAAGUUUAUUUAUCAGUAAACUUUUAGAGGGCUGAAACACACAAACGGUCUGAUCUUAGGGUUAGGGUUAAUUUAAGUUUAUCUGGAUAAUUAUCGUUAAGUAAAGACUGUUCCUGCACGAUUUCAACCAGAACAUUCAGAGAUUGUAAUGUUAUUUAAAUAAAGUUGACAUUUAGAGAAUCAAAGUCAGGUUUGGAGAUAAAUCCUAAAAAAUACAGUUUCAUUUUAAGAAAAUAAAAUGACUUUUUCUGGGAAUAUUUUUGAUUUUUAUUCCUGUACGUUUAAAAAUCAAAUUGUCAUAUUUGGGCUUUUUUUUAUCACUUAUAAAAUAAUGUACACACACACUCUCACAGACAGAAACACACACAGAGAGAAACACAGACAGAGACACACACACAGAGAGAAACACACAGACACACACACACACUCACACAUAAAGACACAAAUCUGAUUGAAAUUCUAAAAAAAUACGAUUUUUGUCUCAAAAUAACGACUUUGUUUUCAUAAAAUCUCAACUUUAUUAUUGAUCCCCGAUCAGUUUUGUUUUUUAAUCAGACCGAAGACUGUAGGCCAUGAAUGUGUUAAAGAUGUGGUUUUAUUUUGAUAAUAUUCUCACACACACACACACACACACACACACACACAGGUAAUAUGUGUAUUGAAACACUAAUUGUAAUGAUUCUUUCAAAAUAAAAGUAGCCCUUUAUCAAUGUC